AUGUUGGGUUGCUGCAUCCCUCGCGAUCCGUCAAAGCAUACGAAUAAAAUAAUAAAUGAAGCAUUGGAACGUGAAAGAAAAGAACUGAAUGCCGAAUCGAAGUUACUAUUACUCGCGAGAAAAGAUCUUGAGAAGGUGAAUAUUCAUACGCGCGGGAGAAUCCGGAAAGAGCACAGUGGUGAAGCAAAUGAAGAUUAUCUUUAA
Adineta ricciae is the source of this 204-nucleotide messenger RNA. NCBI's taxonomy places the organism in Eukaryota, Metazoa, Rotifera, Eurotatoria, Adinetida, Adinetidae. The record is from the annotation of a GenBank genome assembly.